Molecule: messenger RNA, 366 nt
Organism: Didymella exigua CBS 183.55
Lineage: Eukaryota; Fungi; Ascomycota; Dothideomycetes; Pleosporales; Didymellaceae
Exons: 4
Coding region: 1-366 (121 amino acids)
Source: RefSeq, a predicted model, not a curated record
AUGGAUUUCGUCAACAAGCUCACCGGCAGCGGCAACAGCCAGAACCAGGGUCAGAGCUCCAACGAGCAGUCCACCGGCUCUUCUGGCGGCCAGCAGCAGCAGGGCAGCGGCGGCUUCCUCGGCGGCAUUGGCGACAAGCUGAAUAGCGCUGCUGGCGGCGGCCGUGAGAGCGAGAAGAACGAGGACUACCUCGACAAGGGUGUCGACUUCGUGCAGGAGAAGUUCCUUGGACAGGGACCCCAGGACAACGAGUCCGCUGUGGAGCAGGCCAAGGACGAGCAGAUCUCCGACUUCAUUCGGGGACAGUACAAGGCUACCACCGGCUCUGAUAUCCCCAUCAAGGACAAGGAGACCAGGCUUGGUUAG